Molecule: messenger RNA, 2559 nt
Organism: Penicillium salamii
Lineage: Eukaryota; Fungi; Ascomycota; Eurotiomycetes; Eurotiales; Aspergillaceae
Source: the annotation of a GenBank genome assembly
AUGAUGCGUGUGAUGAACGCCAUCACAGACAAGUUUGAGUGGAAUCGAAAGGUCUUUGACGAAUCCAUCACUUCCAAAUGGCGUGAGGAAACUGCAGCCAGCGGACAGGAUGUAUCACCAAGAAUGAUGAACUGGAUCAUCAAGGAGUUGCAAUGGAAGGCUGGCAGCUUUCACAAGAAGGGCUUUAUCAGAGCAUUCGACGUUGGAGUCGUCAAGUCGGAUUCGGCUAUCUCUAGCUCUCUGCGGGAGGAAUUAAAACGAGCUGCUGCUCCGUUUGAGAAUCUACCGGAAGACCAGAAGGAUUUUCAUCCUGGAUCCAGCCAAAAACGGACGAUUGGUCUUGAAGACUGCCUUAGCAGUAUAGGACAUGGGAGCUUGGUUCCCAUUCCCCCCGAAGAUGACACCAACCUCUUAUAUGACGAAGAAUCGGGUGUAUCCCGAAGGGGUGGAGUGAGGAGACCACAGAUCCGACAAGUCCCUUUCAGCCGGAAGUUUCAGUGGCUUCCUUGCGAUGUGGAUUUCACCGAAGGUUCCAACUCGGAGGCAAGCGUUGACAAUACUUUUCCGGAUGAGAACCGAGAGGAGCAUAAUUCUGAAAAUGCCACUAUGGCAACCAAUGGAUGUCAGGUCAAAUCCUAUAUCAAUAAUGCUCACCCUGUCACGCAUCGAGGGCUGUACGAGGUCAUCGAAAAGAUCAUCACCGCAACGAUAUCUCUUUGGGAUGAGAGUCUCACGAAGCGGAAAUAUGGUGGCGCCAGAAUACCAUACGAGAGGGUAGAAUAUGGUGAGCAUCCUCAGCCAGAGCCUACUCAAACCUAUCCAGACAACCCCGAGGAUGUGGAUGAGGAUGAGGAUGAGGAAUUUGAAGAGCGUUACUGGAAAUGGUUGCAGUCCCGCCCGAUCAUACAGCCUGAACCGGGCGAAUUCAAGGUCAUUGAAGCCAACGAGCGAGAUAGAAUGAACCUGAGAGAGAAAUUUGCCGAAACUGGUUUGCAAAUCAUUGUGAAAUUGGCGAAUAUUGAAUUGACGCCUGAGAACCCUGAUUAUGAAGGAGGUGCCUGGCACAUUGAGGGUCAACUGAACGAACGUAUUUGCGCCACGGCAAUCUACUAUUAUGACAGCAAAAACAUUACCGAAAGUAGGUUGUCAUUCCGGCAACGAGGAACGGACAUGGAUGAUGUCAACUACGACCAAGACUGCCACGAGUUCCUGCAGGAGGUUUAUGGUCUAUCCAUGAACGAAACAACCCUACAGAGUGGAUGUACUCAGAAUCUCGGGGGAGUGCUUUGUCGCGAGGGCCGGCUCUUGACUUUUCCCAAUGUUGUUCAGCACAAGGUCUCGCCGUUUUCCCUCGCUGAUCGGUCUCAAGCUGGACAUCGCAAAAUUCUGGCUCUUUUCCUUGUGGAUCCUGCUAGACGUAUCAUUUCAUCUGCGAAUGUUCCUCCGCAGCAAGCGGAUUGGGCCACAAAAGCGGGGAAGCUUGGAUCUGAGCAGCUUGAGGGGCCGUUAGUGUCUGACCAGGGCGUACGCCCUACCAUGACUUUCAACGAGGCAGCAUCCUAUAGGCUCGAACUGAUGGAGGAGCGUAGUGUUGCGGGGGUGCGCAGCAAGAAGCUGCUUACUGGUCCGUAUGGCGAUUGGCGGGAUGACCUUCAAUCCCAGGGCUACGCAGUCAUCAAAAAUGUCAUCGAUUCCGAAAAAGCUCAGUAUUACCAGCAAAAAGCCUUGGACUGGCUUUGCUCGUUCAAUCCGGCCUUCAAGCUUGACGAUCCUACCACCUGGGUCAAUGAGAACGUGCCUAUACAAAGCAAGGUAAAUACAUUCAACGGGUACUCUGUCACCCAUGAGCGAUUCAUGUGGGAUGCCCGCACCGAGCCAAAGGUCCUGGACGCAUUCGCCCAGAUCUGGGGUACGGAUGAACUACUAGUCUCGUUUGACGCCCUCAACGUGACCUUGCCCAACCGGAAGGACCGGCCUGCUCAGAAGCCCUGGCCACAUGUCGAUCAGUCUCCGAUGCGUCGCGGACUGCACUGUGUCCAGGGUAUUAUCAAUCUCAGCCAUGCGGGUCCUGAGGAUGGGUCUUUGAUGGUAUUCCCCCGGUCCAACACGGUGACUGAGGAAUUUUUCGAUGGAACGGACCCGUCCACCUGGGAGCAAAAGGACAUCCGACUUUUCAGCGAAGAGGAAAUCGAGUGGUUUUCGCAGCGAGGAAUGAAACCCCUGAAAGUCCUAGCCGAACCGGGGGACUUGAUCGUAUGGGAUUCGCGCACGGUGCAUUGGGGUGGAGAACCAACCGCUGCCAGCGACACCAUCCGAACGGUGAUUUAUGCAUCGUAUGCGCCAGCUCGACUGGCCAACGAGGAGACGUUCCGAUUGAAACGGGAGGCUCUGACGAGUUUUCGCGCGACCACUCACUGGGCGCAUGAGAAUAUUGUGCUGCGCGAUCAAUUGGUGCGUCUUGCGGAUGGGAGGGUCGAUCCCCGCAGUCGGACCGCGCCGUUGGAGUUACCCGAGUAUAGCGACCGCAUGCUUCGGCUGGCGGGGGUCAAGUCGUACUAG